Theobroma umbraticum is the source of this 1065-nucleotide messenger RNA. It is a transcript of the gene SWEET3, whose product is annotated as Nodulin MtN3 family protein. Gene Ontology annotation, cellular component: membrane. Gene Ontology annotation, biological process: carbohydrate transport. Gene Ontology annotation, molecular function: sugar transmembrane transporter activity. NCBI's taxonomy places the organism in Eukaryota, Viridiplantae, Streptophyta, Magnoliopsida, Malvales, Malvaceae. The record is from RefSeq and is a predicted model, not a curated record.
UUUCCUUAAAGAAUUCAAUAUCUCCCUGUUAUUUAUAUCCCAUGAAGGUUGUACAGACCACAGGGCAUACUUAAUUAUAUAGUUUGUUCGUUCACACUCUUUUCUCUUGGACCAUCCAUUAUAUUUCUCCAUCUUAGGGAGUUAGGACCAUUUCUUGUCCAGGGCCAAAUCAUGGGUGAGAGGCUGCGCCUGGCAGUUGGGAUCAUGGGCAAUGCAUCUUCUUUGUUGCUCUAUGCAGCACCCAUAUUGACAUUUUCCAGGGUUAUAAGGAAAAGAAGCACUGAGGAUUUCUCAUGCAUUCCUUAUAUCGGUGCACUGCUAAACUGCCUCCUUUAUACUUGGUAUGGAUUGCCUGUUGUGAGUUACAAGUGGGAAAAUUUCCCUGUGGUUACCAUCAACGGUUUAGGGAUCAUAUUAGAGUUAUCUUUCAUCUUCAUAUAUUUUUGGUUUGCUUCAACCAGAGGAAAGAUUAAGGUUGGUGUUGUAACGACACCCGUUAUCCUAGUAUCUUGUAUCACUGCAAUCAUUUCAGCUUUUGUAUUCCAUGAUCAUCAUCAUCGCAAAGCUUUCGUUGGAACUGUUGGGCUGGUGGCCUCUGUGGCAAUGUAUUGUGCCCCACUUGUGGCUGUGAAACAAGUAAUACUGACAAAGAGUGUUGAAUUCAUGCCAUUCUACUUGUCCCUUUUCUCGUUCCUCGCUAGUGUACUUUGGCUGGCUUACGGACUACUGAGUCAUGAUCUCCUGCUUGCGUCCCCAAAUCUGGUUGGUUGCCCCAUAGGCGUCCUGCAACUUGUACUACACUGCAAAUAUAGAAAAAGAGGCAUUAUGGAAGAACCAAGCAAAUGGGAUUUAGAGCAGAAUAGUCAGGAGAAACCCAAACAGAUGCAGCUCGUGAUGAACGAAAAUAUCAAUGAAAAGGAGCUGAAGAAUACGGCUUAAGGGGAAGCAACAAAAAUUAUCCUUUGAAGUAGCAGUAUCAGCAUCUUAAGUUGUCAAAAAGGGGGCUUUGGUUGUGGGAUAGUUGUCGCAUAUCGAUAUCAUUAAAAGAAUAAAAGAAUUUUAUUA